AGAACUGGAGUCAUUUCCAGGAAUAGAUACUGAAAGCAGCUCUCCUUAAGUUCCCUCCUGCUGGGGCUGGGGCCCUGCCACCAGCUUUACUCAGAAAUCACACAGCUCUGAGCAGGGAAGGACUGCAGCAGAAAACUGCAAGAUUGCUUUCUCCUUCCUAGCUCCUCUUCCCCCCUUCUGUCUAGGCUCUUCCUAGGACAACCCCAACCCAGCACAACUCCCUUCCUUACUUCCUUACUUUUGGAGAGAUCUGGGCCUGAAACCAGUUUUGGAGGAUCUCGGAGGUAACUGUCUCUAUCUGAGGGUUGGACUCGUUCCCUGGAAGGGUUCACUUGCCAGGAGGGCCACUGACAUCUGCCUGUUCACAGUCACCUCUGCUUCCUGGAGCAGGGGGACAUCCUGCUCACCCAGCUGGUGCGGAGGAAUACUUGGACCUGCCUGACUCCUGACACAGAGACCCUCAUGAUGCUCUUCUGCUCAAGUCCAUUCACAACUGUAACCUGCUUAGGAGCUGACUACUAGCAGCACAGCUGCAGAACAUUCCUCAACCAUCUCCUCUAAGCCCCUAACAUGUGCACAUCUCCUGAUUUAUGGACAUAAUUUAUACAUUCUACAAUUCGGCCCUUUAAAGCUUUCAGUAUCUUUUAAUAUAGUCACAAAGUUGUGAUGACAUCAUAAUCAAAUUUAGAACAUUUUCAUUAUCCAAAAGAUAUCCUGCACUUCUUAACUGCCACCUCUCAAACCAAUGGUCUACAUAUCUAGGAAAUCCCCAAUAUAUGUUCUGUGUCUAUGGAUUUGCCUCUUCUGGACAUUUCACAUGAAUAGAAUCAGACUACAUGGCCGGAUGGGUGGUCUGCUUUCACUGAGCAUAAUGUUUUGGGGUUCCUCCAUGUUGUGGCAGUUUACUCCACUGAUCAGCAACAUGGCACAGCCCUCCCUGUCCCUUCACACCCCAUUACCCACAUCCUUCACCUCUGAUGUGCCAUACCAUGGGGAUUGGAGCAUCUUAUCUAAACCAGGUACCAUGAACAUAGAAAAAGCCUUGGAAGAAGGGAAGUUGGUGGAAGUGGUCUCUGCAGUCAGGGAGACCCUGAAGUCAUCAUCCAGUGCCCCAGUGAGCAUUGCAGUGACUGGGGACUCUGGCAAUGGCAUGUCUUCCUUCAUCAAUGCACUGCGGGGAAUUGGGCAUGAGGAAAAGGACUCAGCUCCCACAGGUGUGGUGAGAACCACUCAGAUUCCCACUCACUACUCUUUGUCCCACAUUCCCAAUGUGGAGCUGUGGGACCUGCCUGGCACAGGGGCUACCACCAAAAGCCUGGAGAUGUAUGCAGAGGAGAUGCAGUUUACCACGUAUGACUUCUUCAUCAUCAUUGCAUCUGAACAGUUCAGCACGAAUCUCGCAAAGCUUGCCAAAAUCAUCCAGGGGCAGGGAAAGAGGUUCUACAUCGUCUGGACCAAGCUGGACAGAGACCUCAGUACACGUGUGGUCUCAGAGAAACAACUCCUCCAGAAUAUCCAGGAGAAUAUCCGGGUAACUCUCCAGAAGGAGGGAGUGUGUGAGCCCAUCAUAUUCCUGGUCUCCAGCUUUGACCCCUUAUUGCAUGACUUCCCACAGCUUAGGGACACCUUGCACAGAGAAGUGUCUAACAUCAGGAAACAUAACCUCCUAAAGAACCUGUUUGACACCUGUGAGAAGGUCAUUAAUGACAAAGCAAUCACUUUGCAGAGGCAAAUAGGCUCAGAGUCUUUCCAGGAUAAGCUUGGCAUCCAGAAUGCAGAUGAUCUUGGGAAGUUUUUGAACCCCUACCACUUGCUCUUUGGUGUGGAUGAUGUAUCUCUCCAGGAGGUGGCCCAGAGUACAGGAAAACCCAUGAAGCAGUACAAAGACAUUAUGAAGUCUCAGGAUAUGCACACUGUCCUCACAGAGGACCGGACAUUAUUGUGGUUAAAUUGUAAUACAGUCUAUUACUUAAAUUUACUUCUGAGCCUCAUCCCAGUCUUCGGUAACACUAGUACUCACUACCUUAGAGUGUGGAAUCAGGGGCGCCUCUUUGACAUAGUUGCUGAGGACACCAAGACCAUCGUGAAGAAAAUUCUGACAGAUGCAAUAUCUGAAGAGUGAGGUCUCAGCAGUCUCUUUCUUGGGGAAAGUUGGGAUAUUUGGGGCCCUCUCUUCAUACUGUACCCUUCAGAAUUCUCAAUCAGCUCAAUAUUUCUACUUUUAGCAGUUCUGAGUUCCUUGAAGUGAAUGAGCUGACUAGAUCAUUUUGAACCCAUUAUCUCAGCAAAUUUCCAAAUAUGUCCUACUUCUUCUCAUUUAUUAAAUAAGCUGGGAUACAAAGGUGGAAGAAAAUAUUGCACAGUAUGACAUACAACCUCAUUCUGACAUCCCCAUAUCACAUAACGUUAGCAUCAUUUUCCCAAGCCCUCUUGGUUUUCCCCUGUUCCUUCACUUCUCACCUUUCAGUCCAUGGACUCACAGAGUCACACCUAGAGGCGUAGGAACAUCCCAAAGGAUGUUCCCUUUGGGGAAAUAUGAUGGAGACUGUGUGUUUAGCUGUUCUCCGAAAAAUAUUGUGUAGGAUCUAAGGCCAGUCUGGUGUCCUGUAAAGCUCUUUCCUUGUAUCUGCCUUCAGCAAUUACCCAAAUCAUUUAUAUCCAAAAAAGGAUGCAGGGGGUGGACUCAAGGACCAUUUUACUGGGAUGGGAAAACUGUUUAAUGGAAAAGGAAACCUGACUAUUAUAAGUACAAAACACUGAUCCCCCACACCAAGAGGUCCCAUGCUCUUCACAUGCACAUGCUCAUGGUGGGACUGUCAUAGGAAGUAGUGCCUGUUAGAUUAUGUUUGCUAUACAGAAAUUUUUUUUCACUUCAAGUACCUGCUAUGUUCUGUUAUUUGUCAAAGUUAUCUCCAUGUUGGUCAAAGGAAACUAAAUUUGAGCAUCAGCAUAAGGAAA
This is a messenger RNA of Ailuropoda melanoleuca (giant panda), 2958 nucleotides long. RefSeq names its product immunity-related GTPase family M protein 1. Gene Ontology annotation, cellular component: endoplasmic reticulum membrane. Gene Ontology annotation, biological process: autophagosome assembly; cellular response to interferon-beta; innate immune response. Bases 746 to 2122 code for a protein of 458 amino acids. Lineage: Eukaryota; Metazoa; Chordata; Mammalia; Carnivora; Ursidae. Gene Ontology annotation, molecular function: GTPase activity; GTP binding. The transcript has 3 exons. The record is from RefSeq and is a predicted model, not a curated record.